This is a messenger RNA of Toxorhynchites rutilus septentrionalis, 1083 nucleotides long. Its product is annotated as serine protease snake-like. The transcript has 4 exons. Gene Ontology annotation, biological process: proteolysis. Lineage: Eukaryota; Metazoa; Arthropoda; Insecta; Diptera; Culicidae. Bases 80 to 1048 code for a protein of 322 amino acids. Gene Ontology annotation, molecular function: serine-type endopeptidase activity. The record is from RefSeq and is a predicted model, not a curated record.
UUAUGUCUCAGUGAACUCAUUGCCGUUGUACGUUGUAGACGUUUUGCUCGGAAUUUCUUGUUUUCUCUCGCCUCAGAGAAUGCGGAAAGUCUUGUACCAAGGCUUAUCAUUAGUGCUUUUGGGAUGCUUGUUGGUAGUUGGAGGCAGACGAAUCUCCGAAAUCAAAUGCUCGGAAUAUCGCAAUAGAACUAUCCGAUAUACUUCAGUGAUUCCAUUAGUUCUUGACCCCAAUCCAAUAACUUUCCAAUCACUCAAGUGCACAAAAUCAGUCGAUUUAAUCGUUGGAGGUGAAGAUGCUAGAGAGAAAGAGUUCCCUCAUCAAGCUUUGCUUGGUUACAGAAAGAAUGAGACAAACACAAUCGAAUUCAGAUGUGGUGGAACGUUGAUCAGCGAAAGAUAUGUACUAACCGCUGCCCACUGUUCCAAGGGGGGAAAACCGGUGCUGGUGCGCUUUGCCGAGUUGAAUUUGCUAGAUGAAUAUGAUAACCAGGUUGACCUUGAAAUUGAAUCAUUCAAAAAUCACCACAAAUAUACUGCCAAAGAUAAAUAUUACGACAUAGCGUUGAUUAGACUAAAAGAGGAGGUAAUAUUUUCGGAUUACAUUCGGCCGGCGUGUCUAUGGACCGGAUUUGAUAUAAACGUUACGUCGUUCAUUGCAACUGGUUUUGGAUAUCUUGCGGAUAGCGCCGGCGUGAUCUCUGAUACUCUUCGAAAGGUUCAGCUCGAUUUACUUGAUCCCGAAGAGUGUAAUAAAGAGUAUCGUGGGAUAUUCAUUUUCAGAGAUGGUGUUGUAGAGAACCAACUGUGCGUUGGAAGCAUACGGGAGGGUAGGGAUACAUGCACUGGUGAUUCUGGAGGGCCACUGCAGCUAGUUACGGCUUCUGGAGAAUGUAUUUAUCACGUGGUAGCGGUCACUUCAUUCGGGGGAGAAUGUGGAGCAGGACGAUCGCCGUCGGUCUACACACGAGUCGCUAGUUUUAUCGAUUGGAUUGAGGAGCACGUUUGGGGAAAAACCACAAAUGUAUCGAAAUUAGUUCGUGGAAGAUGAAACCUCUUUAAUAAAAUUAAAAUAUUUCUAGAAUA